Molecule: messenger RNA, 4651 nt
Organism: Cololabis saira (Pacific saury)
Lineage: Eukaryota; Metazoa; Chordata; Actinopteri; Beloniformes; Belonidae
Gene: dclk1b
Product: doublecortin-like kinase 1b
Exons: 16
Coding region: 174-2423 (749 amino acids)
Biological process (GO): protein phosphorylation; intracellular signal transduction
Molecular function (GO): ATP binding; protein kinase activity
Source: RefSeq, a predicted model, not a curated record
AGCAGAGCAGACGCAGGACGGCAGGACACCAUCACCAUCACGGGGCAACAAAGGGACGCGUGGUUCAUCCGAGGCUCAAAUUAAUAAAAGAUUACCCGACACACGCGCCGUUUCCACACACCAGCUGAUCGCAUCCAUCCUCACCCCGAAGAGUGUGAUAGCACAGCACAGUCAUGGAGCUGGAGCACUUUGAUGAACGGGACAAGGCUCAGAGAUACACCCGGAGGGGCUCGAGAGGGAACGGGCUCCCCAGUCCCACUCACAGCGCUCACUGCAGCCUGUACAGAACCAAGACCCUGCAAACCCUGAGCUCAGAAAAGAAGGCCAAGAAGAUCCGCUUCUACCGCAAUGGGGACCGCUACUUCAAAGGCAUCGUGUAUGCCAUUUCUCAGGAGAGAUUUAGGUCACUGGAAGCCCUCCUUGCUGACCUCACAAGAUGUCUGUCAGACAAUGUCAACUUGCCCCAAGGGGUGAGGACCAUUUACACCAUUGAUGGGAUGUCCAGGAUCUCCAGCAUGGACCAGCUGGAGGAAGGGGAGAGCUACGUUUGUGCAUCCAUAGAGCCCUACAAGAAGGUGGACUACACGAGGAAUGUAAAUCCCAACUGGUCCCUCGGGGCGAAGACUGCCGUGUCUGUCCGUGAUCCUUCGUCUCUUGGAAGCACCAUGGCCGGAUCCCCGGAAACCAGGGAGAGCAAAGACUUCAUAAAGCCCAAACUGGUAACAAUUGUCCGCAGUGGAGUAAAACCUCGUAAGGCUAUACGCGUCUUGCUCAACAAGAAGACCGCACACUCCUUUGAGCAAGUAAUGACCGACAUCACCGAUGCCAUAAAGCUGGACUCUGGAGUCGUCAGGAGGCUGUACACCGUUGACGGCAAAAUGAUCUCAUGCCUUCAGGACUUUUUCGGGGAAGAUGACAUAUUCAUCGCCUGUGGUCCUGAAAAGUUCCGCUACCAAGAUGAUUUCAACUUGGAUGAAACUGAGUGCAGGGUGGUAAAAUCUGCAUCCUAUGGUCGGCUCCCUAUAGUGCAAAGUCGCUCCCCAAGAAGUGGUGGGAUGUCCCGCAGAAGCAAAUCUCCUUCGUCCAGCUGUUCAGCUAAUGGCACUGCAGGCAGCCAGCUGUCCACACCUCGCUCUGGUAAAUCUCCAAGCCCUUCUCCAACCAGUCCAGCUAGCCUCCGAAGGAGACAGGGAUCUCAACACAGUGGUUCUUCACUCUCUUUAGCCUCUACAAAAGUGUGCAGCUCAGUAGAUGAUGAAGGGCAUUACAAUGAGACUGAUCUGAUGGAUGAGUCCUCCAUGGUUCCUGCCUCCAUUGCAGACAGGUACAAAGUAGGGAGGACUUUGGGAGACGGGAACUUUGCGGUGGUCCGAGAGUGUGUGGAGAGAUCCACUGGAAGAGAGUACGCUCUCAAAAUCAUUAGUAAAAAUAAAUGCAGGGGAAAGGAGCACAUGAUCCAGAGUGAAGUAUCCAUCCUCCGGCGUGUGAAGCAUCCAAACAUUGUGCUUUUAAUCGAGGAAAUGGACACCCACAAUGAGCUCUAUCUUGUAAUGGAACUGGUCAAGGGGGGAGAUCUUUUUGAUGCCAUCACCUCUUCUAACAAGUACACUGAGCGAGAUGCCAGUGUCAUGCUGUUCAACCUGGCAAGUGCUAUUAAGUACAUUCACGGUCUCAACAUUGUCCAUCGAGACAUAAAACCUGAAAACCUUUUGGUGUACGAGCAUAACGACGGCAGUAAAUCUCUGAAGUUGGGUGACUUCGGCUUAGCUACCGUUGUCAAUGGGCCUCUUUAUGCUGUGUGUGGCACGCCCACUUAUGUAGCACCGGAAAUUGUUGCUGAAACGGGAUACGGCCUCAAGGUUGACAUUUGGGCUGCUGGUGUUAUAACGUACAUUCUUAUGUGUGGCUUUCCGCCUUUUCGUGGCAGAAGUGAGGACCAGGAGGCUCUCUUUGAACAGAUUUUGAAGGGCCAACUAGAGUUCCCAGCACCAUACUGGGAAAAUGUGUCUGAAACUGCCAAGGCUCUGAUCACUGGAAUGCUGCAGGUCGUGGUGGAUCAAAGAUACACAGCUGUGCAGGUGCUUGAUCACCCCUGGGUCAAUGGUGAUGGUGUGUUAGAGAACGAGCAUCAGCUUCUUGUGGCCGGGAAGAUCAAGAAGCAUUUCAACCCUGGACCCAAGCUCAACAACACCACAGCAGGCGUCUCGGUCAUUACAACCACGCCACUUGAUAAAGAGAAGCAAGUUCUCCGACGAAGACGCCACCAGGAUGUGAAGCCGGCCUCCCCCAUCCCUCACGGUCCCGCGGCCGGUGCCUCCCACAGCACCAACCCCGUCCUCUCCCCCGCUGGCUUCACCUCCGGAUCCGAAAACCUCUCUCCAAAUUCAGCUGACACUGUCCAUUCACCCAUUUCCCCAUUCUAAAAGUUUUCAUAAGAAUUCAGCACAGUCCAGUUCUGUGCAGGGAAGGUUGGAGCACAAAAGGGGGGAAAAAAAAAAAAAAAAAAAAAAAAUCAUAUUGUUGGCAGAUCAAAAUACUCUUAGAACAUAUGUCCAUCCGCUUAAGGAACUACUCUCACAUGAAAGAAUACAGAUUAGUAGCAUGCAGCAGUUUUUAAAGGGGUAUGAAAUGCAUUUCUGAGUGUAUUUCAUAACAUUUUUUUUUUGAAGCUCUGACACACUGUUGAAUAAUGCAGUUUUGAAAUAGCAAGGUGAACUUGUAUAGUGAAACAAGGUAUCAUGGACCCAGUUCCCUUUUUAAAAGCUCCUGAUUUUUGAGUUGUGGUGAAAAUUAUUCUUAGUGAAACUUUAUUCCAUGUGUCAACUUUGCAAAUACAUUUGUAUGUUUGAGUCUGACAUGGGUGUGCAAGUUGUCAAGUAGCUAUAAAAGCAGUAGUACACAUAGGUUAGUGGCAUGCAUCAACAGUCUUCAAUGAGUAAUGGAGACAGAAACGUUAAUGGGGGCUUGAGUCCUGGAACCUGUAUUAUGUUACAUAGACCUCUGAUUUGAAUGAGUUUAAAAGAAAGUUUUUAAAAAAUCAUCUUAAUUUUUACUUCUUUUCGAAAGGCCGCCAAACUGUUAAAGCCUUAAUUCUACACAGCAAACAGUGGUUCGCAGUACUUUAGCGCCCUCUACUGGUUAACAUUGUAUACUGCAGGGAAGACCACCACUUUUGCUUUAUAAUGGAUGUAUUCAUGAAAACCUUACCUUUUUUAUAAAUAUUAGAUGACAUGUUCAGUACAUAUCACUUCUCAGAAAUUUAAUCUCACGUUUGAUAAUUCACUCCAUACAAUAGUAACGGUCAACUUUCUUGUUUUCUGCAAUUCAAAGUUGUUGUGCUUAAAUUUUGGGCCCAUUGUUUGAAAUGGCAUAAGCAAUAGAAAAAGAAAUGCUGCUUUAUGGACCACAGGUAUUAUACAGGAUAAUUGUCCUGUAGGUUGUCUCAAACAUGAAAGACGCUGACAGUUGAUGGUCUAACUCACCUGUUUGCUUGAGGAUGUUUACUGAAAUGGUUGAUGUUGCGUGUCCGAGUGGCUGUAAUGGUCGUGGUGCAGAUGAAUGUCAGUGCUGUAUAGUCCGUAGCAAUUAAGGCCUUGUUUUGGCACGUACGGAUAAAAGUGCAAUUAGGUGUCCUGUUCAAUGAGCACAGUAUCAAAUACAUCUUUUAAAACGCUUGCAUGACCAAGAAUGUGUUGCUGAGAUUUCUGGCAGCCAAUUGACACGUGUCCGUCAUAUGACGAUUAUUGGUACAACAUGUAGUAUUUUCAGACUAAAAUAACAAUUAAAAACAACAGUGCUUCCAGUAAAUUGUUUUAUUUUUUUCCAUUCAGACUUUUGACUAUUUUUUUUAGCGUUCAAAUGAUUAGUGGCCGUGUGUGUGUGUGUGUGUGUGUGUCCUCUUGGCAUUAUGUGCAUUAGUUCAUCAGAUUUAAUAUUCAAAGGUGUUAAUGUCCACUUCAAACUGUAACCUGCAUGCCAGUAACUAUACAUACCACAGUUGUUCUGUAUGUUGACUCUUUGACGUGCAUUUGCUGUCAUAGUUAUGCUGUCAGGAUGAAUGGAUUUGUUACAGCAUACCAUGGUCGUAUGAGAGCAGGAUUAAAAUGUGUGUGUGUGUGUGUGUGUGUGUGUGUAUGUACAUAUUUAAACAGCAAUGCAACUUCAACCCAUUGAUUAAAAGGGCUUUUAUGUUGUUUAAAGAGACGAGAAACCAAGCACAAGGAAAUAAGAGGAUAAUGAAUGACUAUGUGGCAAAGUGAUAUCUAUUCUUACAUGUCUGAAAAACAUGUAAUGUUUAGGUACAGUUUGGAAGAAAUGACAUUGGAAUGAUAUGUGACCUGGGAAUGAUGUUGAUAAAGCAGAUGGGAAAUGUGAAUGCUGCGUUAUUCACCCAUACUCUGUAAAGAUGUUAUGAUAAACCAAAAUGAGUACCCAUACAAAAAUAAAAAUCACAUUUUCAAUAUUUACUCUGUAAGGAAAAAGCCAGAAUAAAGCUAAUUUGAGUCGGAGGCAAACUAUUUGAACGACUGAUUUUUAGCAGGCUUGCACCAACCCGAUUAGACAGCAGAUGGCGCCAUAGCCAAAUAUUUAUUUAUACCGUUCACGUUUCAUUUAUACUGCGGAAGGAAAUCAGUUUAAUCAAAUUGCCCAU